Molecule: messenger RNA, 1268 nt
Organism: Rosa chinensis
Lineage: Eukaryota; Viridiplantae; Streptophyta; Magnoliopsida; Rosales; Rosaceae
Product: short-chain dehydrogenase TIC 32, chloroplastic
Exons: 8
Coding region: 83-1030 (315 amino acids)
Source: RefSeq, a predicted model, not a curated record
AACCCUAUAAAGCCCAACUUGCGGACUGCAACAACAGCACACAUGACCUUGAAGGAAGAAGAAAGUGGCAGUUUGUUGAAUAAUGUGGAUAUUUGGGUGGAAAGGGCCUUCUGGGUUUUCAGCUCGCUCGACAGCUGAGGAUGUUACUCAAGGGAUUGAUGGAACUGGCCUCACUGCACUUGUUACAGGAGCUUCAAGUGGUCUUGGUUCGGAAACAACACGUGUUUUAGCAUUGCGUGGUGUUCAUGUUGUCAUGGCAGUAAGGAAUACAGAUGCGGGUAGGGAUGUCAAAGAAUCAAUACUUAAGGAAGUCCCCACUGCCAAUAUUGAUGUCAUGGAACUAGAUCUCAGCUCAUUGGCAUCAGUAAGAAAAUUUGCAUCGGAAUAUAAAUCAUCUGGUCUUCCAUUGAAUAUUCUGAUUAAUAAUGCAGGUGUUAUGGCAACUCCAUUCAUUCUUUCGCAUGACAACAUUGAACUGCAGUUUGCAACCAACCAUUUAGGUCAUUUUCUUUUGACAAACCUUCUAUUGGAUACCAUGAAAAAGACAACAAGUGAAAGCAAAAAAGGAGGAAGGAUCGUGAUUGUAUCAUCAGAGGCUCAUCGGUUUGCAUAUAGUGAGGGGAUUCGCUUUGAUAUGAUCAAUGAUGAAUCGGGGUACAACAGUAUGUAUGCUUAUGGACAAUCAAAGCUAGCCAACAUAUUGCAUGCUAGUGAGCUUGCAAAGCGCUUGAAGGCAGAAGGGGUUGAUAUAACUGCUAAUUCCCUUCAUCCUGGAUCAAUUGUUACCAAUCUUCUACGGUACCACAGUUACAUUAAUGUUGUUGCUAAUAUGGUCGGCAAAUAUGUGCUUAAAAAUGUUCACCAGGGAGCUGCGACUGAAUGCUAUUUGGCAUUGCAUCCGCAAGUUAAGGGUGUAAGUGGUGAGUAUUUUAUGGACAGCAACAUUGCCAAUCCAACGGCUCUGGCUAGAGAUGCAGAAUUGGCAAAGAAGCUAUGGGACUUCAGUUUGAGCCUGACAGAACCGAAGUAAUUGGGUAUAAGGCUUCAACUAGUUUGAGUAGAUUUCUGUUGUAGAUCGUAAGUCAGUGUACUUUUUACUGGUUCUGAGUAGCCGCUAAAACGUUGAAUGACCAUGUAAAUUAAAAGCUGUAAUUAAAGAUGGCACAUGAGCAAUGUGUUGUUUUAAAACAAGGCAGUGGAAUCUAUUAACAAGUGCUGGAGGUCUAACUAAGCAAAUGAAAGGGUUCAGAAUCCAAUUAUUAUUUUUA